AUGAGAGAGAGUUUUAAUUCUGCUUUUUUUUUUAAAAAAAAAAUCAAAAAAAGUCUUGACGGCCGAUUGCGGAUUUCAUAUCCUUCACGAUUUCCCCCCUUCUGCAACAUUAGAGAUUCCAUCGUGUUAUUUUUUUAAAUGGACUUCUUUUCUGGCUGUUUGAAUUUGGCUGUAUAUUUUGCUCCGUCCUGUUUGAGGCGGUUUGGUGGAACUUUCUUUCCUGUUUAUCUGUUUCUAUAUUUUAACCCAUUAUGUAAUGCUCCUCCGGGUGUUUUUGUUAAAUAGAAAAAAGUGUAGAUUGGUAUUUUAAAAUCAUUUUGGGUGGCGAUGGAAGAGAAGAAGGAGUAGGGUGAGAUUCCUUGAUUCCAGAUCAGGAAUGUUGUCUUGGGGCGGGGGGUAUUCUGAUUUGGAACGCGCCAAGAUUCUGAUUUGGAACUUUGGGAGUCCCCACCCACUUUUUUUUUGUUACUUCUGCUGCCCCAGUUUGGCUUAAAAGGGGCAUCAGUUCAUCCUGGCCACUCGGACAGAGAGAGCCCCCAUCGCCCUUGCUCUGUGCACCUACUCACCGCCCCACCCCCUCAAAUAAAGGUUAAGUCUCUCGCCUCCCCUCCCAAGAAGGCGAUUAGUACCAGGAGUUAUACCACUGAGAGGUGUACAAAAAGUGGGAGAGAGGGGGGAGGCUUAUUGGGAAGAGGGUGUUAGGGAGUGAAAUCUCGCUGGAGCACUCUUAUCAACUUUCUUAUUUGUUUCUGAUACUUCCUUUCAAGUUUCUCCGAACAUGUUGGAAAUGGGGCAUUAUUUGGAUGUGAUAUUUAUGAGUGGAAGGCUGUUGUUUUUGGUAAGGUGCGGGGAGGAGAGGGUGGUUCUGUAGUGCGUACCUGUCAAUAUUGUGACUGCAGUGGUCAGGGGAUGGCUUGUUAGUGGACUCCACUCCAGGAGUGAGGAGGAGUUGGGGUAAUGGGGCUGGGGAGAACCUACAGGGUGCAGCGCUGUAUAACAACCCCUACCAGUAACUUGCCCUUUGUCAGUUGAGUUGUCCCAAGGAACACGGGGGGUGGGGGGACAGUCUCAUUGGUGCUGACUGCUGCCUGGUGAGCCACAAACCAUUCUCUUUGCCUGUUCAAUGUAAACAAGAUUUUUGUUGUGUUGCUGACCAUGACGUCAAAUUCAUUACUGUACCCUACAGUGGUCUCUCUCUUUCACUCUCUCUCUCUGCCCCAUAAUAGCUAUCAGUUACGAUAGACUUCAGCUCAGUUCCUUAGGAGAGGGAAGACCGAUGACUAUCUGAUUUAAAUCUUUUAAAAAUCCGAAGGUGUUGGACAGGAUGGAGAACAAGAUGAUUAGCUACAACAACAACAUCAACGCAGGCAGCUCGAGUGUGCCCCUGCUGGACAGGAAGGCAGUCGGGACCCCGACGCUGAUGGACUAUCAGAGGAGACAUUCUGUCGCCCUUGUCAACGCUAACUCCAAGUUCAACCAGAACCAGCUGCUGAACAGCUUCAAGCUGGAGCAGAGUGGUACCACCGCCGGGGCCAACAAGGAGAACAAAUUCCGGGACCGCUCCUUUUCUGAGACGGGCCUGCAGAAAGCCCAGAGCCAGGUCAACUCCAGCCGCUACAAGACAGAGUUGUGCCGCCCCUUUGAGGAGAACGGAUCAUGCAAGUACGGUGACAAGUGCCAGUUCGCUCACGGCAUCCAUGAGCUGAGGAGCUUGGCCAGGCACCCCAAGUACAAGACUGAGCUCUGCCGCACCUUCCACACCAUCGGAUUUUGCCCGUACGGCCCUCGCUGCCACUUCAUCCACAACGCGGAGGAGAGGCGCCUGUCCCCCGUUCACGACCAGCAGCAUCUCCCACUCUCCUCCUCCAACAAGAUCGACCGGCCUCGCCUGCAACACAGCUACAGCUUCUCUGGCAUCUCCAGUUCCUCCAGUGGGUUGCUGGGCAGCCCCACUUCGAUCACCCCUCCGCCCAUUUUCAGCUCUGAGGACCUCAGCUCCUCCCCCACACUGCCAGACUGCGCCAGCAACCCUUUCACCUACUCGAGCCAGGAACUACCCAAUCUGUUUGCACCCAGCAUUGGCAUCCAGGUUCCCAUGACCUCCGUCAACAAUGGCACCCAUUCGCCUUCCUUCCUGCUCCGGUCUUUGGCUGAGUCGCCCCAUCUCUAUGAGCCUCCCCCGAGCCCUCCAGACUCGAUGUCCGACAGCUACCUGAGCAGCUCUGGGAGUGUGAGCGGGUCAGAGUCUCCUACCCCUGACCUCAGCAAGCGUCUCCCCAUCUUCAGCAGACUCUCUAUUUCGGAUGAUUAACUUGACCUUUCUCCAGUGCUGGAAGAAGCAGAGAGCUGUCAAAAACAAGUGCCCCUAAUCUGAGCUAGCAUUUAAGACAAACUGUUGUGAUUUCUUUUUGAAAACAACAAGUCCAGGUAGCCAACUUUUGACACACGUACAAGGGUUAGAAUUGACUUGCCAAACCCAAACUCACCAACUACAUGCAGUGUCAACUGAUGACCUUCAAUGUAUUUAUCUUCCAAGUUUCCAAUUUGAUAGCAAGGGGGACAGCAAUGACUGCACGCCUAUCUCUCAUUUUUUAAUCAUUCAUCCAGUUUGUGUUUUUUUGGAAAAUCAGAAUGGUCAAUUUUUAAAAAUACUAUUUUUUUUUGUUUGUUUUCCUCGUCCUGUAUCUAAUUUGAUAGCCCAACAAUUUUUGAAUUUGGAGGCAAGAGUCAUCCUUGGAUAAUCUGUGGUUGAUUGGGGAUUGGCCUAGGUGAGUCAAGGCACUUUGUGACAGGAUCUGAAGUGAAUUUGUUGUCAAAACAGCUACCUAUCUGCCUGGUCUUAAGUUCUUGAGUGCGGUUUUGAGAAUCUUUUGAAGAGAGUAUUUUUUUUUAAAAGAGAGCUGAAUGGUGUAAUUUGCCGAAUCAGACCUUUAAUGUAGCAAAACAGGAAUCUAUAUUUGAUUAGCUAUAAUUUACCUUCUCCCUGUUUUAACCCGCCACCCCCCACCCCACAACUCCUUCUCAAUUGGUGCGUCCCUCUGCAAUGAUAGCAUUGAGUGAGUGUGUCUUUUUUGCAUGAGCUGGUGGGGUUAUUGAUGCAAGCUGACUUAAAUUUUGUUGCCUCAUGCUUUUGGGUGCAGAUGAGACCAGGCACCAGGAGACAUCUAGCAUCUCUCUAAGCCACCUCUGUUUCUCCCCGUACACCUCCCCAACUCAACCCUCCUUCCUUGCCCAUGUCUUUGGAUCCCUUGUCCCACCCCCAUGCAAUUUCUCUUUAAGUAGUUCGUCGGUUCCAGGGACUGAAGUUAAUUUGGGAUUGAUUGUGAAUAGAUGCAUAUUGUGGUGAAACAAAGCACAGGGCUUGGGAUUAAGAAAUAAAACUGUGAGGGGAGUGGAAUAGGGACUAACUGACCUGGGUGGACAAUUACUGCUACAUUUUAUUUCUUUCAAAUGAAUGUUAGAGUUCUGGCUGCCUUGUUUUAUUUUAAACCGUUUCAGUUGUCCAAAUUGACCCUGGUAAUUUUUUAUUUGUUUGACUGGUUCUGGUGGGGGAUGGGUUGAAGAAUGGAGUGGGAGUGGAACUGUGAAAGUUUCUUAAGCAAAUUUAAAAAAUAGUUUUUGUCAGAGAGGGACAGAGAGUGAGUGAGAGAAAUAGUUUAACCAGCUAGCCUUGAACUUUGCCAAGUUAGUUCAUUUUAUUUCUUUUUUUUUUAUCCCCCCCAUUUUAAAAAAAAAAAUCGGCAGAAUGUUAAAGGAUUUAAAGAUAUCGCUUGUCACUGCACACACAUACACACAUACACAAAAAAUUGCUUAUUUAACUUAUCAAAAACAUAUUUAUUGCCAAACAUAUGCAUUUUUGUUUGUAUUUAUCACAAUGACGAACCAUAGAAAUAUAUUUUUCUUUUAUGUUUAAAUUAUGAUCUUAUUAAUCUGAAGAUUGAGGUUUUCCUUUUUGUUAUUUUCGUUUCCACAGUUUAAUAUAUUAUACUACAAUGACGAGGGUUUUUGUAACGUUACUCUUCAGUUAUUUUAUUUAAUAAAAAAAGUAAUUUAAAAACACAAAAACAUUUGAAUUUAUUUAUUUUGUAGUUUUCCCCCCUGCCUUUUAAAAAGUAAAAUAAAUCGAUCUUCUCAUGUAUUUUUUAUGGCAGCCAUGCGCUCACUGCCUUUAGGCUCUUGUUGCCAACAGCAGCCUAGCAUUUUUUUUAGGCUUUUUGACUUAAUUUCCUUGAUACAAGAGACUGUUACGAAGGUGUGGGCUCAGUAAUGUGACACAAAAGUGCCUGUCGGAACACAUUCCAAGCAUUGAUGUAUGCUUUCUGUGUAACUAAUAAUACUAUUUUUAUUAUUGAUAGGCCCUGGUCCCUCCCUCUCUUGGAGAGAGACAACCAGGAGUUGGCACACAGGGAAGUUGAAUGUAUUUUUCCUUCACUGUUCACUACAUGGUUUAUUUUCUAUGUCUGUUUAUACAGAAUGCUUUUUUGUAAUGACUGGUUCAAAUGUAAAUCAAUAAAACCCCAAUGGUUUUGUUUUCCAAA
Messenger RNA from Rhincodon typus (whale shark), 4538 nucleotides. It is a transcript of the gene zfp36l1a, whose product is annotated as zinc finger protein 36, C3H type-like 1a. Lineage: Eukaryota; Metazoa; Chordata; Chondrichthyes; Orectolobiformes; Rhincodontidae. Gene Ontology annotation, molecular function: metal ion binding; mRNA binding. The transcript is spliced from 2 exons. The coding region runs from base 1325 to 2311 and encodes 328 amino acids. The record is from RefSeq and is a predicted model, not a curated record.